Messenger RNA from Dufourea novaeangliae, 1213 nucleotides. RefSeq names its product venom protease-like. Gene Ontology annotation, molecular function: serine-type endopeptidase activity. The record is from RefSeq and is a predicted model, not a curated record. The coding region runs from base 92 to 1213 and encodes 373 amino acids. The transcript has 6 exons. Lineage: Eukaryota; Metazoa; Arthropoda; Insecta; Hymenoptera; Halictidae. Gene Ontology annotation, biological process: proteolysis.
CACAACAAAACUCACGAGCCGAGGAAGCGCCAAGGUAGUGAUAGUGUUGCGGUCGAAGAUUGCCGUGAUUGAAGCGCGCGGAAUUCCACGAAUGAUGUCCUCGCAGUCAUUCUUCCUGUCCGUGGCGCUGUCAUGUCUACCGUUUCUGGUGCUUCUGAUUGCUCCACCGUGUGACGGCCAACAGUACCCAGGCGACACGUGCUACCUCGGAAACAAUCCCGGCGUUUGCACGCUUCUACGGCAAUGUCGACCGGUUUACGAGGAACUGCUCAAAGGAAAUCCACCGACCACAGUGUGCAGUUAUUCUGGUUUCGAUCCGGUCGUUUGCUGUCCAAGCGGCGGACCAACCACCCCAAAGCGUACCACAACGACCACCACCACAACUGCACGCUCUGUUCCUCGACCUGGGACCAACACUAGAGGAGCUAUCGCGAGAGCGAAAUGCGAGGAGUACUCGAGAUCGGUGUUCCAGCUGGUUGUACCGCCGAUCCUGGCGGGCAAUCGGCAGCCGGUGAAUAUAUCCGUUUGCGCGAUCAAAUCACGCAAGCUGAUUGUCGGCGGAACAAAAGCCGAUCCGAAGGAAUACCCGCAUAUGGCCGCGGUCGGAUACAGCACCGGUGGUACAGGCAUCGCAUGGAGCUGCGGUGGCACGUUGAUCUCCGAGAGAUUCGUUUUAACUGCUGCGCAUUGUCUUUACAGUAAAGGCUUAGGUGUCGUCGCCUCCUGGGUACGAUUGGGAGACCUAAAUCUUGAACGACAGGACGACGACGCGAGGCCACAGAAUGUCAGGAUCGCCGAGAGAAUAAAAUAUCCCGAUUACGUUAGCUCUUCCGGCUAUCACGAUAUCGCGCUUCUCAGGCUGGAGACGAACGUGCGAUUCGACGCGUGGGUGAGACCGGCUUGUUUGGCGUACUCGUUACCGGACGUUGGCACCGACAACAUGGCGACCGCGACCGGAUGGGGUGUCGUCGACUGGGGGGACGAUGAAGGCUCGAACGAUUUGCUGAAAGUGACGAUCAGCUUGAUCUCGCAGCCAGUGUGCAAUCGGAGCUUCCCCAACGACGACAGAAUCAGUCGUGGUAUCGUGGACGAAUGGCAGAUAUGCGCCGGUGAAGUAGGAAAGGACACCUGUCAGGGUGAUAGCGGCGGACCACUGGUGAUCCUGAACGGUGACUACUACUGCAUGUAUUCUGUGAUAGGCGUGACGAGCUGA